Molecule: messenger RNA, 1339 nt
Organism: Scatophagus argus
Lineage: Eukaryota; Metazoa; Chordata; Actinopteri; Scatophagidae
Gene: alkbh7
Product: alkB homolog 7
Exons: 4
Coding region: 140-832 (230 amino acids)
Biological process (GO): DNA damage response; fatty acid metabolic process
Cellular component (GO): mitochondrial matrix
Source: RefSeq, a predicted model, not a curated record
ACUACGCGCCCCAGAAUGCAUUGCGCUACCAACAUGGCGCCACACAUAAAAGCUCGACUUCUAUAAACAAGACCAAAAAGCAGCUUAACGUAAACAGGACUGCGUAGCGAGGUUGGCUAAUAACAUUUCAGGGAGGAGGAUGAAACUUUUGCUGACAGUAUUACAACGAAUUCAUAGACCAGCUGUUUACACCAGUCACCAACGUCGCCUGAGCUCCUGCGCCAGCAGCGGCCUGUCACCUGUCCGAGAUGGGUCUCUAAUCGUCGGGUCAACCCGGGAGCUCGUGCAGAGACUCGGCUCGCAGGUGGAGGUGAGGGCGGCCUUCAUAACUGAGGAGGAGGAGCAGGCAUUUCUGCGAGAGCUGGACCCAGGCCUGAAGAAGAAACGUUACGAAUUCGACCACUGGGACGAUGCUAUUCAUGGCUACCGUGAAACUGAGCGUGUGAGGUGGGGGGCAGCGUGUGAGGAGAUCCUGAAUCGUGUCCGGUCGGCAGCGUUUCCUGAGGGUGGUCCACUCCUCGGGCCCGUGCAUGUUCUAGAUCUGGACAAGACUGGCUACAUCAAGCCUCACGUUGACAGUGUCAAGUUCUGCGGUAGCACCAUCGCUGGAUUGAACCUUUUGUCGGACAGUGUCAUGCGCUUGGUGAAGGAGGAUUCCCCCAGUGAAUGGCUGGACCUGCUGCUGCCCCGAUACUCCCUCUACAUUCUCAGGGACCAGGCCAGAUAUAACUUCACUCAUGAGAUCCUGAAAGAUGAAGACUCUGUGUUCAAUGGACAGAAAGUGCCUCGGCUGCGUCGGAUCUCUGUCAUCUGUCGGAACCUUCCGGGCUGACACCCACCUCAGCUCAACAAGCCUGGAUAUUUACAGGAUUUAGAGGAUCGCGUCAGUGAUCUCCGCUAUAUAUUAAAUCUAACAUCUGAUUAAAUGUAAUUGUUUUUGUUAGCUAAUUUAUUGCUCAUAAUUACAUCUUUGGUUUAUUACAGUGUUUAUAGUUUUAGGGAUAUUAAUUAACCAAAUGAGCCCGUCAUCAUCACUAAAUUCAUCAGAGAAUCUUUUAAGUUUUGCAGUGCUGAUUUGAAUAAACAGGAGAUAUUUACAACAGUUUCCAAAAUAUCUGAACCCUCUUGGCUGUAGUUGGAGCAUCAUUUCAGUCACCACUCAAUGCCAGAAAAGAUGUCAGCUUUAAAUGUGUGAAAUAUUUCUUUGUGUGUAUGUUUUUUAAAGUAUUACCAUCACUUUGUUGUGUCUGUCUACUUCUGUGAAAUACAGAGCCUCUGUGAAUAAUGUCCACAUAAAACUCAAGUGAACUUGAAUGCAAUAAAAGCUGGUGAGAAUCUG